Physeter macrocephalus (sperm whale) is the source of this 752-nucleotide messenger RNA. RefSeq names its product probable E3 ubiquitin-protein ligase TRIML2. Gene Ontology annotation, molecular function: ubiquitin protein ligase activity. The coding region runs from base 171 to 752 and encodes 193 amino acids. The transcript has a single exon. NCBI's taxonomy places the organism in Eukaryota, Metazoa, Chordata, Mammalia, Artiodactyla, Physeteridae. Gene Ontology annotation, cellular component: cytoplasm. Gene Ontology annotation, biological process: innate immune response; regulation of gene expression; protein ubiquitination. The record is from RefSeq and is a predicted model, not a curated record.
UGCUGGAUUUGAGGAGUCCAGGAUGCGCUGACCUGCUGACGCUUGCCUGCGGACUGAGGUUAACAAGUGUGUCUGCACCAGAACACUGCCACUCUUUUCCUUUUCAGGGUACGGGGAGGUGUAUUCCACAACAGAAAGAGCCCAAUCUUCAACUAGGGCCACCUGCCGGCAUGUCCAAAAGGCUCCGCUCCCAGUUAGAGCAAGAAAUCCCAGAAGAUGUCUGCUGUGGGAUACAUCUGGAGCCACCACAGCUGUUCUGCCAUGAUGACCAAAUCACGCUUUGUGACAAGUACUUCAAGUCCCAGGAGCACAAGAAUCAGGUGGUGUAUGGAGUACAAGAGGCUGCUGAGAAUUUUAGGAAGUUAUUCCAGGAGAUAUUGAACACAUUGAAGGAGAAACUUGAAGCAGCUGAAAGCAUAUUGGCUGAUGAGCAAGAAAGAAUGGUGAUGAUGCAGGAAGAAGAGCAGAAUUUUAAAGUGAUGAUUGAGUCUGAAUAUAGGAUAAGGUUCCGACUGAUGAUUGAAGAAAACAAAGUGAACUUCCAGAGCCUGCAAGGUUGCAGAUUCAACCUGAACUUGAGAGAAGCCAAUCAAAACCAACUGAUGGAGUUUGCCACAGAGCUAAAGGAGAAGUUCCAGGAAAUACUACAGAGACUGAACCAUCUGUGGAGAGAGAAAAUGAAUAAACUCAAGGAGAGUGAAGUCAGUCUCUCUGAACAGAUCUGCAGCCUCCAAAAAUCACUGCAGAGCUAG